Arachis duranensis is the source of this 1176-nucleotide messenger RNA. RefSeq lists its product as uncharacterized. The transcript has 3 exons. The coding region runs from base 1 to 1176 and encodes 391 amino acids. The record is from RefSeq and is a predicted model, not a curated record. NCBI's taxonomy places the organism in Eukaryota, Viridiplantae, Streptophyta, Magnoliopsida, Fabales, Fabaceae.
AUGCGACAGCCACAGGGUUAUGUGGAGGGUGAUGGGAAGCUGCUUGGAUUCACUGCCACAACCUCUGAUGUUUCAGUCUUCACCAAGUUUGAUACCAAUGCUACCACCUUUGUGCUUGUGUAUGUAGAUGAUAUGAUCAUCACUGGAAGCUCAACAAGUGCUAUGACAGUUGUAGUGAACCAGCUGAAUUGCAUUCAGGUUAGCAAGACUAAGGGUGGUGGACUGCUACUCAGCCAAGAGAAAUACGAUAAUGAUUUACUAGGAAAGGCAGGUAUGACAGGCUAUAAGCCUUGUAAAACACCUCUCCCAUCAUCACUGAAAAUAUCUCAGUUUGGUGGUGACAUGUUUGAUGAACCAGCACUUUAUCGUUUAGUGGUAGGAAGUCUUCAGUAUCUCACCAUUACAAGACCAGAACUCGCCUAUGCUGUAGGCAAACUCUCACAGUUCAUGCAAGACUCGUUGGAAUCGCAUUGGAAACUUGUUAAAAGAAUCUUCAGGUAUGCAAGUGAAACAAUCAAAUAUGGGCUACAUCUCCACAAGAAUGACUUGUUGAACAUCACAGCCUACUGUGAUUCGGAUUGGGGAGGAGACCCAGAUGACAGGAAAUCAAUUGGUGGUAUGUGUGUCUUCUUAGGAAGAAACUUGGUGUCCUGGUCUUUUAAGAAGCAAUCUGUGGUAGCCAGGUCAAGCACAGAGGCUGAAUACAGAGCUAUGGCGGAUCUAGUUGCAGAACUUAUAUGGAUCAAGAACCUGCUAAGUGAGCUAAAGGUCACAGCUUCUACUCCUACCAUAUACUGCAAUAACCUGAGUGCUAUGCUUUUGGCAGCCAACCCCAUCCUGCAUUCAAAGUCUAAACACUUUGAAACUGAUCUUCAUUUUGUGAGGGACUAUGUAUCGAAUAAAGUAGUACAAGUCAGCCAUGUUCUAGGAUCUGUUCAGUUGGAAGACAUUCUAACAAAGGCAAUUGCCUCUGGAAUGUUUAAAAGUGCUAGAGCAAGGUUGAAUAUUGAGCAAAAUUUGUUGUACAGUGCCACUGCUGAAGGGGCAGCAGGAACAGUUCAUGAGCCAGCCAUACCUAGUAAUGAAGGAGUUUUGCAGAAUAGCAGCAAAACUAAAGACCUCAGCAGCAGAGUGUAUGAUGGAGCAAGUGUUAAGCAACACAAUGAAAUCAGAUAG